Messenger RNA from Aspergillus sclerotioniger CBS 115572, 2619 nucleotides. Its product is annotated as putative GPI-anchored cell surface glycoprotein. The record is from RefSeq and is a predicted model, not a curated record. NCBI's taxonomy places the organism in Eukaryota, Fungi, Ascomycota, Eurotiomycetes, Eurotiales, Aspergillaceae. Bases 1 to 2619 code for a protein of 872 amino acids. The transcript is spliced from 3 exons.
AUGGCUGCGGGCGUGGCUUCACUCGCGAGGGAUUUCGGUUCACCCGCUGCUUUUCCUCUGGAUUCGACUCCGAGAGAAACCCGACGCAGUUCGUCUCGUGCUUCACGUAAAACCACCCGCGAACCCGAAUCCCACUCAUCGUACUCUUUGCCUCCCACGCCCCUCACCACCUCUUUUGAAGAAUCUUUUCCCUCUGCAAAACGCCGCAAGACGCAACGCUCCGUCGCCCAAGACGAGAAGAACGUGACGUCUCAAGAGCCUACAGAGAACCCGGCAUCUCUACAGACCAGCGUGUCUAGAAAACGAGACCGCCAGCGAAAGUCAGCCCUGAAUAGCAGUGAAGCCGUUCACCUGGCGACUCCCACUGCCUCCACUUCCAAGCCAAAGUCGCGACCUGAGCAGUCUCAGUCGACUUUGCAUCAUUUUCUUUCCAAAAAACCCCAGGACCGACGCAAGUCUCUGGCUACGCCAAACGCGUCUUCAGCCAAUCACAAAACCAUUCACACUCACUCUGACGACGACCCAUUCACCAUGAGCACUUCGGUCUCCAGCCGUAAGACCCGCCAGUCCAUGCCAGCCCAGCUGAACGGCCUGGACGGCGACAAGAAGGCAUCUUCGGUGGAGAGUAGUGCUUCUGUCUCUACCCCGCAGCCCUCUCAUAGCCGAAACCCCCAAGGUGCCAAGAUGACCAAGACUCCUGCACAAGUCAGACUUGAGUCCAAGACUUCUACAAACUCUGCCGCUAAAGCUCCCGGUCAGAGUGGCACGAAGCCUACGACUCCUGCUGUGCAGCCUCGUUCCACUCCUACCAAUGCAUCCACCCGAUCUCGCCGUUAUGGACGCAAGUCUUUUGCAAAUGCACAGUCGACGCCAGUUGAAGCCACUGCGAGCAACCGCAAGCCUACAUCUUCGGUCGUCACUAGAACCAGCUCUCGCCCCCAGCGUUCGACCAGAAAGCUGGCCGCCGACGCCGCCAUUAACCACCAAUCUUUGGAUCACUUGUCAGCCCCCAACACACCCUUCCGCCGGGAGAUUGCCGACAGCAUUGAAAGCACGCCUGCUGUUGAUGACAAAGCCACCGGGUUUGAAGCCACGCCCGGCUUUGAGGUGGACACCCCGGGUCUCGAAGGCAACACUCCAUACGGUGAAAGCUUCCCUUUCGAUUACCACUCCGACAUGUAUCGCAACAACUUUGGUCUCGAUGGUAAUCUCGAUGCUCCAGGGUCCCCCACUGCUAGCUUCUCUACUACUACAUCAGCCGCUCGUACUUCGGGACGCACCAGAAAGCCCACUACCAAAGCCAUGGAGUCAAUAGAGUCAGAACGGCGGUUCCGUCGGAAUCGCACACCGUCGGUGAAGCCAGACCCCACUCCGAAGGAAACUGGGGUUUCGGCUGGCAAGGCGCGCGUGAAUCAACCCACGACGCUGCCCAACAUGCCAGCCCCGGCUACGCAGGCGGUCGAGCUGGAUCCAGUGGUCAUCGCGAACCGGAUGCUUGACCUGGCCGCGGUGGCCCUUGCCCCAGAAUUUGAACCGGCGCCAGAAGUGGAAGUGUGGAUGGAGGAACUUCGACAGGAAUUCACCAAGAAGCAAGAGGGCGAGACGCAGCCCAAGCCCGAGACACCAGCGGAGGCAGGGGCUGGGGGUUCAAGUAAGCCCCAUUCACCAUCUGACGCCAACCGAUGGACUGACGAGGACGGCUUCAUCUACACAGGCCAACUGAACGAAUUUGGCGAGGAGCUGGUCACCGUUGGGCCCGGAUACGCCUGGUACCGGCCCAACAACACAUAUGGAGACCAGCAACUCCCCCAGCCCCCAGUCCGCUUAAAGUCUCAUGAGCAACUGGAAAAGGAUAGGAUCUUUGGGUUUCCGCCGCUCAUGGGAGAGCGGAACCUGCCUCGCGAGGCGCAGACUUUCUACUACGAGAAUGUCGAUGAGGUCAAAGCGUCGAUCAAAGCCCAGAAGGAAGCCAAGAAGAGGGGCAUUGUCGUGGAUCGAAUGAUGACGGCGGCCUACAUCCAGGCAUUGAUCGCUCAGCACGACGAGAACGCUGCGAAGGAGGGGCUCACUGAGGUGAAGGGGACCAAAGAGCCGACCCGCAAGCGGCGCCGUGGUGAGGCAUCAGAGAAUACCCAGGUGUCCAAACGACGACGAAGAGAGCCAACGCCGGUCCCCGAGCCGCCCAAGACGCUGCGAAUCAAGCUGACCCUGAAGGGAGCGGCGGCGGCGGCAGCUGCAGCAACCAAGAAGCGAUAUCAUUCCGACAUGGAGGAAACGCCCGCGGAGACUACCAGUCAGGAGGAGCGGCCCAGUCCAUCCAAGAUUCUCAAGCUGUCGGGCCUUCGUCGCAAUUUUGCCGUCGAAUCUACUUCGACGCCUUCCACUCCUGGGACCGACACGAAGAAAAACACCUCGAAUGGGACAUCUGAUACUUCGGAGGCGGGACCCUCGGAACCGAACCUGGGCACGACGCCUGGAGGGCGUCCUCGUCGUCGCGCGGCAGCUGCCUUGAUGGCCGAAUUCCAGAAUCAUGCUGAGCAGAGGGCACGUCGAGCCAAUGCACGAAAAAAGGGGGGAUCUAGCGACAAGCCGGAUGAUCCAGACCACGCCCAAGCCUGA